Molecule: messenger RNA, 1844 nt
Organism: Sorex fumeus (smoky shrew)
Lineage: Eukaryota; Metazoa; Chordata; Mammalia; Eulipotyphla; Soricidae
Gene: EPOP
Product: elongin BC and polycomb repressive complex 2 associated protein
Exons: 1
Coding region: 471-1565 (364 amino acids)
Biological process (GO): neuron fate commitment
Source: RefSeq, a predicted model, not a curated record
AGUUCUCUAUAACGCGGUCUCCGGGAGCCAGCGGGGAAGAAAGAAGCCGAGCGGGCGGAAGGCGCCCUCCCCGCCGCCUGGGCCCGGGCACCGGGUGCCGGGCCCGGGGUCCUUCCCGCCUCCCGCGGCUGCCGGCCGCUUUGUUUCCCCGGCCUCGGCCGCUCCGGGCUCCUCGAGACUUGGUGGUGGGGGGCGCCCGCCGGGGGCUGCUCCAGGAACGCGGCGGCAGCGGAGGGCGACGGACCGCGCCGCGACUCGCAGGGACCCAGGAGUCCGGCCGCCCCGGAGGGCCGCGCGACGAGAUCCAGGACGGAGCCCCGAGCUCCGCGGGCCGGGGGCGCCCGUGAGCGGAGACCUCCCCGUCGAGGGGGGGCGAUGUUCCCCUCGCCCGUGGGUCCUUCGGGCAACCCGGGCAUCCCCCCGCCGCUGGGACCCGGGCCCCCGCCGGGGGCACCUCUGCAGGCGGUUCCAUGGAGACUCUGUGCCCCGCGCCCCCUCUCGCGGUGCCGGCGUCCCCGCGAGGGUCGCCCUGCUCCCCCGCUCCCCGGAAGCCGCGUCGGGGGACCCAGGAGUUCUCUCCGCUGUGCCUGCGUGCCCUUGCCUUCUGCGCCCUUGCCAAACCCCGGGCGUCCUCUCUGGGCCCGGGCCCCGGGGAGCCGGCGCCGCGGCCCCCGCUGCUGCUAGGCCCUCGCGCCCCCCUGUGCACCGGCGCCUGGGCCCCAGAUGGCCCGAAGCCGCCCGCGGGACCGGCCGCGCGGUCCAGCGAUCCCGACCCGGCGGCCCACCAGGAUGCGGACGCCGCAGUGUGCCCGAGCCGCGACGAGGAGGAAGAGGGCGGAGGCGGCUGCCCGCGCUGGGGCGCUCGCUCGGGCGAACCUCCCGGCCGCUGCCCGGCAGCGCCCCGGCGCCCUCGGGACUCUCCGAGCGGCUCCGCCCCGGCUCUCGACUCGGCGCCCGACCCCGCCGCGAGUCCGCCGCGGGAGCCCAGCGCCCGGCCGCCGCCGCCGCCACCUGCGGGCCGCGCCGGGGCCGCGCCGGAGGCGUCCCCGCCGGGCCCGGCCGCCGCCGCGCAGGGCAGCGCCGCCGCGGCCGCCCAGCCCUCGACGGCCGCCGCCGCCCCGGCCGCGCCCGGCCACCUCCGCCAGGAACACUUCGACCGUCUGAUCCGCCGCUCGAAACUCUGGUGUUACGCCAAGGGCUUCGCUCUCGACACCCCGACUCUGCGCCGGGGAUCCGAGCGGCCCCCCGCCGCCAAGGGGCCUGCUCGCGGAGCCCCGAAGAAACGGCGGCGGCCGCCCACGCCCCCGCGCCGCAGCGCGCAGCCCCGCCGGCCCGUCCCGACGCUGCCCACGUCCAGCACCUUCUGCCUCCUCGACUGCUUCCCCUGCCCCGCGGCGCUGGUGGUGGCCGAGGACGGAGACCUGGGGCCCGCCUCUUCGCUGCGCCUCCAGGGAGACGCCAAGCCGCCGCCCGCCCACCCGCUCUGGAGGUGGCAGAUGGGGGGCCCCGCGGUCCCUGAGCCCCCCGGCCUCAAAUUCUGGGGCAUCAACUGGGAAGAACGCUGAGCAGGAGCGCGCCAGUACCACGUGGGGCAAAGUGGGGUGCGCGGAGCCCGCGGCCGCCUCGUGUCUUACCUCUGGCCUGUGUUACGGGCUGUGGUUGGAGGGCCCCCGAGUGACAGUGCUGGCCCAGCACCUCACUGGCUGCAGUGACACCCUCGCCCCCUUCUUCGUGGGAGAGGGACGAGCGCUGGAAUCCGGAGAAAGGCUUAAGAGAUUCCAACCCUCCCUCUCCCCACCUGGGGGUCCGGAGUGGGGGCCAGGCCUGCACCCCAGAGGGAGCCC